Messenger RNA from Orbicella faveolata, 789 nucleotides. RefSeq lists its product as uncharacterized. The record is from RefSeq and is a predicted model, not a curated record. NCBI's taxonomy places the organism in Eukaryota, Metazoa, Cnidaria, Anthozoa, Scleractinia, Merulinidae.
AUGAGCUCUUACAGCAGUGAUGAUUUCAACUUCUCGGCUCUGGCCGAUUACUCGCCUUGGAGGCCAAUGUCUCGAACGAGUACUCCGAUUCCGCCUGCAGCGGGUGUAGGUAUAAGCCUGAACAACCUUUCACCGCUAUCGUCACUGGCGACGCCGCCCCUGCCAGGGGCCUCGGCCGUAGGGGUAGGCACUCCCGUCGCGGGUACGACCCAGACCAAUGUCACGGCGGGUGUCGGUAGCGCCGGUUCGGGGUCCUCACGCGCCAACGUCACCACGGGCGUGGGUACGUCCAAUUCGUCGCGUCGAAUGGUAAGACGUUCACCCACACCGACAGACGCCACACCUUUGGCACGGGCUGUUCGAGGAGGGAAACGACCGAGACGCGUCCCACGUCAAAACACGCCGACGUCCCCCAGUGAUGCGGGGAGCCGAAGAAGAAGUAGCGCCAGUGGUAGCGGUGGAAACAGAGGCAGAGGCAGAGGUAGAGGUAGAGGCGGAGGAGGUGGAGGCGGAGGCGGAGGCGGCGGAGGUGGUGGUGGUGGAAGUGGUAGUGACUCCACACCGCCUUCGUCGGUGACAUCGGGUCGAGGAAGAAGAAGAAGGCGAGGCACACGUGUUCUCGACCAAGCACAGAUGCAGCAACAAUUGGAGGAGAUUUUGCGCCAACAACAACAAACGGCCGCGGGUCGUCGCAUUGUGGGCAUCACAACCACGAAUACGAUCACGACCACCUAUAAGAACGGACAACGUCCUACGGUGACUCGCAAUUCGACCAGUGUGCGUAACUGA